ACUAGUUCAUUCAUUCGUUGCCGUGUGAGUGUGCACGCACGUUGCUGUCACGACUUCACGUAUUCAUUUUCGUCAUUGAAAUAGUCUAAAUUGUGGUGAGCGAACGUCGCGGUAAUCUUACUUAACUCAAAAUAUACAAAAAUCAAACAUGGGUGUCCCUGCAGGAAACGCUGAAAACGGCAAGAAAAUCUUUGUCCAAAGAUGUGCCCAGUGCCACACUGUUGAAGCCGGUGGCAAACACAAAGUAGGUCCCAACCUACACGGUUUCUGGGGUCGCAAGACUGGCCAGGCUCCCGGCUUCUCAUACUCAGAUGCCAACAAGUCCAAAGGUAUCUCAUGGGGUGAGGACACCCUUUUCGAAUACCUGGAGAACCCCAAGAAGUACAUCCCUGGUACCAAGAUGGUGUUCGCCGGUCUGAAGAAGCCCAAUGAACGCGCAGACCUCAUCGCCUACCUAAAAGAAGCUACUAAGUAAAUUUACAAAGACAUAGGACAAAUUUCGUUUAAAAUAAGAGGUAUUUUCCAGUUUAUUUGGAAUAUAUUUCUUAUUUUUUAGCCCAAUCAGUAUCAUCAAUCGUAUUUAGCAAUAUUAAGUUGCGUGAUACACUUAGUAUAUAGUUCACAUGUCAUAUUCUUAGCUGUUAUAUACAAUUAUGUGAGUACAAGUUACAGUGUGGAGUGUAUUACAAUCUGUAUACUCUUUGAUGUUAUGAGUGGAUUACUGUUAUUAAAUUAUUAACUAGACUCCC
Spodoptera litura is the source of this 749-nucleotide messenger RNA. Its product is annotated as cytochrome c. The record is from RefSeq and is a predicted model, not a curated record. NCBI's taxonomy places the organism in Eukaryota, Metazoa, Arthropoda, Insecta, Lepidoptera, Noctuidae. Gene Ontology annotation, molecular function: electron transfer activity; heme binding.